Messenger RNA from Aspergillus oryzae RIB40, 444 nucleotides. RefSeq lists its product as uncharacterized. The transcript has 2 exons. The record is from RefSeq and is a predicted model, not a curated record. NCBI's taxonomy places the organism in Eukaryota, Fungi, Ascomycota, Eurotiomycetes, Eurotiales, Aspergillaceae. Bases 1 to 444 code for a protein of 147 amino acids.
AUGGUGUUUCUUGAACUGGAGCAAGUAGAUGACCGGGGUUCCAUUUAUUUGCCCGACGUCCGAACUAGCCAAGUUUACCGCGAAACACAACCGCAAGGUGUGUGGCGGUACCGGUACUCGCCAGAGUUCCCCAACCUGACACCCUACGACGAUGUAGGCGCAUACCAUGGCGCGGAGCUGCCUCAGGUUUUGGGAACCUACAACGCUACAACUGCUACCGAGAACCCGAUUGUACUGAGUGCCUUCAUGCAGAAGACGUGGACUGAUUUUGCCAAGGACCCAGAAAAUGGUCCUGGCUGGCCCUCGCUCAAUGAAGACUCGAAAUUGGCCGAUUUCAGGAAUGAUGAGAAUCCUCAAAGCAUUACUUUGAUCGAAGCAAAAGACGCGGAUAAGAAUUGUGGCAUCUGGUUCCGAGAAUCAGAAACCUAUGACCUUGCCUGGUGA